AGCUUUUCCAAAUUAUUUCGCCCAAAAUGCAGUGCAGUGAUAACGACGGUCCCCUCGUUUUACCAAGUGACCCCAGUCAUGGGUGCGCCGGAGGCAGUGAGAGCGACUGCUCUUUUGAGUUAGAAGGGGAAGACAAAUACUCGGAGACAUGUGACAAAUGCGACGAGUGGUGCGUUGACGCGGACGUGCUUUCGUUUAGCUUCGAUGACGAUUACGACGAGUCUCUAGAGGCCGACGACCAUCAACCGUGGAUGAAUGACGUGUGGUUUGGAAACUCCCACAGCACUCUGAAACAAUCAAACCUCAAUUGGUCGUUCGACACCAAGACCAGGGACGGUCAACGUAUGUAUGAUCAAGAAAGUCCGCGGAGUCCCUGGGAGGUAAAAAGUGAGCCGAACAUUUACUACCUUGCAAACCGAAAUCAUCUUCCGCCCAGCACGUCCGCGCACGACAGCUUCCCUUACGAGCCGAGGGCCCAUUCGCUUCCAGGCGAACAGUCGGACAAUGACAACGAGCUGCCGUGUUUAAACCACAACACCAGCGUGGCCAGUUUGUGUGACGCCGUCAACGAUAUGUUCGCGAGUGAUCAGUUCCCUCUGGAUGAGAUGAUGCCUUUGUGUACCGCUAGGAACAUCCCAUGUUUUGAAACUCAGUUACAUACAGAUCUACUCGGGGAUAAUUCCCUUUGUGAGAACAAUGAUUUGCUCGACGCCGAUAAUUUCAUGCGCUGCAGACAAAAUUGUAUCGACAACAUGAAAGACACCUACACACUGUCUGGAUUCCCGGCGCCCGAGGACAAGAAACGUUACCCCAACGCAGACGACGGUGCGCGCGGUGAUGGGAUCCAUUUCAAUCUGGGAAUUCCCGCUACCUGGUGGUGCCAAGGGGACGGCACCGCUCUCAGCAGCAAGGGUGGCUUUGCCAUGUUUCCCGACCCAUCUCCACAAGAUCGUCUUGCGAGGAUCACGUAUAAAACCCAACCUUCCGACGCGUCAUCUGCAGAUGCGCCCAUGUUUGUGUUCUCCUCUGCCGUCGGUACGGUAAACAAGAACACAUCUUCCGCCAGGGUGAGUAACUUACAGAAUAUCCGCGUGUUCAAAAAUCAAUUGUCUAUCAUAAUAUUAAUACAGGUACACACGUUGAUAUAUAUGCCGGUAUUAUAAACAAGUCCUAAAUGGUCUUCAGGUAAGUGACAUCUGCUUUAGUGCUACAUAAGUGGGGGAAAGAGGGUCAUAUUCUAUAAUAUUACAGACCUAAGAAAACAAGAUAUUAAAAAAAAAAAAAACAUCAUUAAAAUCUAUAGUUUACGUUAGAGAGUGAGGUAAAAAAAAUCUUUCGAGGAUUAUGACUGAGACUGCAACAAGGCGAAUUUAAAUGACGAGACUGACGUCAGAAUAAUUCGGAUAUACGCUCAUUGCCAAAUGAAAAGCACGUUUCAAUGUUUAUGGAGACUUUGAGGCGGACUAAGCUUAACCUUGGCCGUUGCGUGCACCCUGCUACUCCUUCGGCUGCAGGGGGCCUCUGAUAGGCACCUCAACGUUUUAUCAUGUAACCGCCACUUUGAAUGCAGAUGGGCAGAGACCCAAAAAGGGCCAGGGCGCCUCCUAAAGUCACGUGACGUUCAUGAGCUUCAUCAACCAUAUCUUGUCAUUUCUUGGGGCAUAAAUAUUUAGAAUCUCGUUUAAAAAUUGACAGCAACAAAGUUUGUUUCAUUGCAAAAAUAAAAUACACAACUUCUUAAAUCCGUGUCUGUAUUUUUUUAGUAAACGAACUUGCAGUUAAGAUAUUGUGGGAAGUCAUGACUACAAAAAUCCAUAACACACUAUUUUACGGAUCAUUACAUAGAUUGUUUCAUUAUAAUUUUAAUACAAUUUUGGGAAGUUUACCAAUAAAAUAAUGUAUAUUUUAGCUAAGCGCAUAAAUGUCUUCACCAUGGCAGGUCAUCCCGCUAGAUUUCAAUUUGAACGCUGUCUACAAAACCGCUCCCCACGACGAGAGGGGCGCCGGGGACACAAAAGUCGCACCGGAGGAAGACACGAAUUUUUCCACCGUAAAGCGCAGUCCGCCAGAGGGCAGCACUGACACGAAUGACUUGCCGCGCUGUAGGCUGGAUGAACCACGUGACAGUGAAACCUUUCCCGACCCACCAGAAACUGAUUGCAGUACAGCCAAAAAUUGGUUCAACGAUCAAAGUCACGAUGACAGUCAGGUGGAUGCUCUGCCACAAAAGUAAGUCAAUACAGCUUUAGGGACAGUUGGGCGGACUUGGGUCAAACUCACUAGGACUUGACGAUGAUGGUGUUCGUCCUUCGAAUGCGAAGAUGACCACAAGGCUAUAUUACACGGUCAGUAUGCAGGUGGCCGGUCAGUACGCAGGUGGCCGGUCAGUACGCAGGUGGCCGGUCAGUCCUUUAAGGGCCUGGAAAGUUUUUCCACACGUGGGACAAACAUUGUUUUUUGGGUCCUCGCAAGAUUUGAGUCUGCUUUCCUUGCAGUGGAUGUUCUUUUGGCGUGAGUGGUGUGCAUAUUCUCUGUGGAUUUUCGCACCGACAGUGAGUCGACCACACCAGCUUGCACGGUCCGUGGCAAAUGUCUCCGACGAAUUAAAGUCAGUGUCAAUGGAUUUAAGUGAAUAUUUUAGAAGUGUUUUUUUUUUCUUUUCUGUCCACCAACUGAAUGUUUCCCACCGGAGAGUUCACCGAACAUUCGCCAUUUGGGAAGUCUGCUGUCUGGCAUUCUUGUGACAUGCCCUUCCCAUCUACCUUGUCCUCUUUUGCAAGAGCGAGUUCCAUUCUUCAGUUGUAAACACCAGCAAUGGAAUUACUAUAUAAUACUAAUAAUACAUUUUUUUAAGGUACGAGUUCCAUUUUUAUAAAAUAUGAGGCACGCCUUUUUACGCCCCCCCCCCCCCCACUUUCUGAGUAAAUAUAAAUUUCUUGACCAUGUUUGAAUGUCAGUUGUCUUGUCUGCUUCGACAGCCGAGGUGUGCAAGCGCCAGGCCAGACGUUGAAGUGGAGCAUCAUGCUCGCCUUGUGUGUUGUUGUGUUGAGUGCUCUCAUACCACAUUACUGGACCCGUGAGUCUUUUCUUCGUCUGCUGUGGGCAAGUAAUUCACCACUCAACCUUUUAUCACCCGUUAAAUUAGUUUGUACACGUUACAUAAGAAGAUUUCAAUCAAUAAAUAUAAACCGCGAAUCAGUCGAAGGUAUCUAAAGCUAUCAAUAACAUGAUGAUUGCAACUUUGACACGUUUGCCAAUAAGUUUUGUGUUUUAACAGGAUCUGUUCAUGCAUGCAUGUCUAGUUGGCCUACUGCUUGUGUUAAUUCUCUUCUGCUUAGAAGGUAAU
This is a messenger RNA of Lymnaea stagnalis (great pond snail), 3346 nucleotides long. Lineage: Eukaryota; Metazoa; Mollusca; Gastropoda; Lymnaeidae. The record is from the annotation of a GenBank genome assembly.